AUGGCUAAACACUUUAAAGAAGAGAGUAGCUGUUUUACCUGCUUAUCUUAUCUUGAAAAACCCAUGUACCUGAAAUGUGGAUAUGUCUGCUGCCUCCAAUGCAUCCACUCACUGCAGAAGGAGCCCCAUGGGGAAGGUUUAUUGUGCCCCUCCUGCUCUACGGUCUCUCAGAAGAAAGAUAUCAGGCCCACUCCCCAGCUGGGGAAACUGGUUUCCAAGAUCAAGGAACUAGAGCCCCAGCUGAGAACUGUUCUACAGAUAAACCCGAGGAUGAUGAAAUUUCGAGUGGAUAUGACCUUAGAUGUGGACACAGCCAACAAUUAUCUCAUAAUUUCUGAUGACCUGAGGAAUGUCCAUUGUGGGUAUUUCAAUCAGAAUAAGAAAGAGUGUGCAGAGAGAUUCAACUAUGCAUUGUGUGUCCUGGGCUCCCUGCGGUUCACCUCUGGCCGCCAUUACUGGGAGGUGGACAUGGGCACAAGCAAAGAAUGGGACGUGGGUGUUUGCAAAGAAUCAGUUAAUCGACAAGGGGUAAUUCUACUCUCUUCAGAACUGGGCUUCUGGACCGUGGGUUUGAGAAAUGGAGACUUCUUCUCUGCCAGCACUAUACCUUUGACUGCUCUCUCGGUGAACCCCCGGUUAAACCGAGUGGGGAUUUUUCUGGACAUAGCUAUGGGGAUCAUUUCCUUUUGUGAUGUUACUGAUGGAUCCCAUAUCUUUACAUUCACUACAAUUUCUGCUGCAGAGCCACUGCGUCCAUUUCUUGCUCCUGCAAGUGCAAUUCAUGAUGAUCAAGGCUAUUUGAGAAUCUGUCCUGUGAUGAAUUCAGGUAUUACCAGGCCCCAGAUUUAUCCUGGGCAAGGCAAAUAA
Cynocephalus volans (Philippine flying lemur) is the source of this 867-nucleotide messenger RNA. Its product is annotated as ret finger protein-like 3. The transcript has 2 exons. The coding region runs from base 1 to 867 and encodes 288 amino acids. Gene Ontology annotation, cellular component: cytoplasm. Lineage: Eukaryota; Metazoa; Chordata; Mammalia; Dermoptera; Cynocephalidae. The record is from RefSeq and is a predicted model, not a curated record. Gene Ontology annotation, molecular function: ubiquitin protein ligase activity; protein binding. Gene Ontology annotation, biological process: regulation of gene expression; protein ubiquitination; innate immune response.